Haemonchus placei is the source of this 1053-nucleotide messenger RNA. NCBI's taxonomy places the organism in Eukaryota, Metazoa, Nematoda, Chromadorea, Rhabditida, Trichostrongylidae. The record is from the annotation of a GenBank genome assembly.
AUGGUGCCCACCGUGGACGACACCGGGGUGGUGUUGCCAGCCGUGGACGACACCGGGCCGGUGUUGCCCGCCGUGGUCGAUACCGGGGCGGUGGUUGCCGUGAACAUCACGGAGUACCGUGGCGGUGGUGCAACCGUGAACGGCACCGGAGCGGUGUUGCCCGCCGUGAGCGGCACCAGGGAGGUGGUGCUCGCCCUGGACGACACCGGGGCGGUGUUGCCCGCCGUGAAUAUCACCGGAGAGGUGAUGCCCGCAGUGGACGACACCGGGGCGGUGGUGUCCGCCGUGGACGACACCGGAGAGGUGGCGCAAACCGUGAACGACACCGGGGCGGUGAUGCCAGCCGUGGACGACACCGGAGCGGUGAUGCCCGCCGUGAACGAUACCGGGACGCUGGUCGCCGUGAACGGCACCGGGGCGGUGGUCGCCGUGAACGGUCCCGAGGAGGUGGUGCCCGUAGUGGACGACACCGGGGCGGUGUUGCCAGCCGUGGACGACACCGGAGAGGUGGCGCAAGCCGUGAACUGUACCGGAGAGGUGAUGCCCGCAGUGGACGACACCGUGGCGGUGGUGCAAGCCGUAAACGGCACCGGGGCGGUGUUGCCAGCCGUGGACGACACCGGGGCGGUGGUGCAAGCCGUGGACGACACCGGGGCGGUGAUGCCAGCCGUGGACGACACCGGAGCGGUGAUGCCCGCCGUGAACGAUACCGGGACGCUGGUCGCCGUGAACGGCACCGGGGCGGUGGUGCCCGUAGUGGACGACACCGGGGCGGUGGCGCCCGCCGAUGGGAUCACGGUUACUCUUUGCUUUUAUAUUACCAGUCGGAUCGCCCAGCUAACGCCAGGCUCUCCUCCUUCUUACGCGUUCGCCCGGCUACGCCGGGCGCUCCUCCUUCCUGUGACAAAUUUGCUAUGCGUAAAUAAUAAUUCGGAUUCUCCUUCUCUUAGAAAGCUCUACACCCUAAGUAUUAGCUCCGAAAUGGGAGCGAUUUUUCCUGUAACCCAUCUUCGCUGUGUCCGAAUAGAACAUCGUAUAAUAUCACAAAGGUGA